AAACAACGGCACAAGGUAGGGGAUGGGGCAAAGGUGCGAGUAUAAAACGCGUCACCUUCGCGUCUCAUUCGCGUUCUCUGACAACAGCAGACGGCCUACCAGAGAGGAUCAACAGAUCGCGGUUAUCUUCAGUGAACAGAGAAACAUCCCUACAAUGUCAGACAAGGUUUACAAAAAGACCAGUGGAAAUGGCCAGCUCACUCUCUACCUGGGCAAGAGAGACUAUGUUGAUCAUAUUGACACUGUGGAUGCUGUUGAUGGUGUUCUGAAAAUUGACCCUACAGACCUUGGGGACAGAAAAGUCUGGGUACAGCUCGCCUGUGCCUUCCGUUACGGUCGUGAUGAUCUGGACGUGAUCGGACUCUCCUUCAGAAAAGACAUCUGGAUUCAGCACAUACAGUUGUAUCCUGAUGCAGGACACAAACCCACAUUAACAGAGAUGCAUGAUACUCUCCUAAAGAAAGCUGGAGAACAGGGUCAUGCCUUUACUUUUAAUAUUCCAACCAAUCUUCCCUGCUCUGUUACCCUUCAACCUGGCCCGGAUGACAAAGGAAAGGCUUGCGGUGUGGACUUUGAGGUCAAAGCUUACUUGGCCAAAGCAGCUGAAGACCCUGAUGAGAAAAUUGACAAGAAGGACACUUGUCGCCUUGUCAUUCGUAAGAUCCAGUUUGCUCCUAAUAACACGGGAUCUGGGCAGAAGGCCGAACUCUGCAAGAGCUUUAUGAUGUCUGAUAAGCCUGUCCUUCUGGAGGCGUCUCUGGACAAGGAUAUUUACUACCACGGUGAUCCCAUCCCUAUCAAAGUUAAUGUCAAGAACGAGACCAACAAAGUUGUGAAGAAAAUCAAAGUUACAAUUGACCAAACCACAGACGUCGUUCUCUAUUCAGCUGACAAAUACACCAAAAAUGUGCUGUGUGAAGAGUUUUCGGAAACCAUAGAAGGCAAUGCCAAUUUUGAAAACACCCUCACAAUAACUCCUUUGCUGGCGAACAAUAAGGAGAAACGUGGCCUGGCGCUGGACGGCAGGCUUAAGGAUGAGGACACAAAUUUGGCCUCUACCACCAUUAUAAGACCAGGGAUGGAUAAGGAGAUGUUGGGAAUCCUAGUGUCCUACAAGAUCAAAGUUAACCUCAUGGUCUCAGGUGGAGGUUUGCUGGGAGGUCUGACAGCAAGUGAUGUCACAGUAGAGCUCCCUUUGACCCUGAUGCACCCCAAACCCACAGAGUGAACAUAUGUAGGACUCCACAGGACUGAUGUUCCUCUUACACACAUUCCCUCAGCACUUUGGAAAGGUUGCAUUGCACACCCAGAAGCCAUUCAGAUGUAUCAGACAAUAAUAAGAGUCACAACCACAAUUGAAGAAAUCACAUUAGUAUCACCUCACAAAGUCUUUGGGUCAUACUGAUGGUAACACCAUGAAACAGUUUUAAAAAUUAAUGCAGGGUUUCUCAAACUCGUUGCUGAAAAACAUUUCAUUGUUUACUUUCAAUCAAAACAUUAAAUGUAAAUAAGUAAUGUUAUAAAGUCAAAAAUUCAAAUAAAACAGGUACUAAGGCUUGCUUGAACUCAUGCAAAAGGCCAAAAGAAAACUGAAAAACUCAUGCAGAAAAGUUUCAUGUACCAAUAAAAGAAAUUACUAGAUAAAGGUUCAAUAACAGGUAAUAAAAUAUGUAUUUAAAAAUAUCUUCGGCUGACCAUAAAGUUUGAGAAAAACCCUGCAUUAAUGUAACUGAAAGCAUAUGUACUGUAUGGGUGAAUGGUUGGCCUGAGGGUCUGAGUUCAGGAAUAUCAUGCAUCUUUUGAAAGAGUGCUUCCCAUGGUCCAUUAUCUUAUAAAUUAACUCAUAGGUUCCUAUAUGUGUGUCUGAGUGAUUCAUUUCCAAAUGUAUGGAGGUACACUAUAUGUAUGGUUGUAUUUAUUUGUGUAGAGUCAUUUAAACUAGCACAAUUACAGUGAGGUGAUGUUUGUCGUGUAAUGUUUGCU
This is a messenger RNA of Paramisgurnus dabryanus, 1983 nucleotides long. RefSeq names its product arrestin 3a, retinal (X-arrestin) (gene arr3a). Gene Ontology annotation, molecular function: G protein-coupled receptor binding. Gene Ontology annotation, biological process: signal transduction; visual perception; G protein-coupled receptor internalization. The record is from RefSeq and is a predicted model, not a curated record. Lineage: Eukaryota; Metazoa; Chordata; Actinopteri; Cypriniformes; Cobitidae.